Molecule: messenger RNA, 1212 nt
Organism: Strigops habroptila (Kakapo)
Lineage: Eukaryota; Metazoa; Chordata; Aves; Psittaciformes; Psittacidae
Gene: PITX1
Product: paired like homeodomain 1
Exons: 3
Coding region: 259-1167 (302 amino acids)
Biological process (GO): anatomical structure morphogenesis; regulation of transcription by RNA polymerase II
Cellular component (GO): nucleus
Molecular function (GO): RNA polymerase II cis-regulatory region sequence-specific DNA binding; DNA-binding transcription factor activity, RNA polymerase II-specific
Source: RefSeq, a predicted model, not a curated record
CACUUCCCUGCCUAUGCGGCCGGACUGCCGUGCCUCAACCCGAGCAGAGACAGCCGGCUUCGAGGCACCCCCCAGAGCUUUUCUUCCGACACCCUUAAAAUAAUUACUUAUUAGUAAUAAGUGGAUUUGCUUUUGCUUUUGUUGGUUUUCUAUAUAUUUUUUUAAGAGAAAAAAAAGUAACAAUAAGCAAAACCUCUUGCUGCUUUCUGUGUGGAAUAAACACCUGCAAACUCCCCCAGGCAGCCCGGCGCCCCUGCCAUGGAUUCCUUUAAAGGUGGAAUGAAUUUGGAGAGACUGCCCGAGAGCUUGAGACCCCAACCCUCCCAUGACAUGGCUUCCAGCUUCCAUUUGCAAAGAUCCUCGGAACCCAGAGACCCGAUCGACAACUCAGCCAGUGAAUCCUCCGACACGGAGGUGCCAGAAAAGGAGCGUAGCGGCGAGCAGAAGAACGAGGACGGGGCCGCCGACGACCCGGCAAAGAAGAAGAAGCAGCGGCGGCAGCGGACCCACUUCACCAGCCAGCAGCUGCAGGAGCUGGAGGCCACUUUCCAGCGGAACCGCUACCCCGACAUGAGCAUGAGGGAGGAGAUCGCCGUGUGGACCAACCUCACCGAGCCCCGAGUCCGGGUCUGGUUCAAGAACCGCCGAGCCAAGUGGAGAAAGCGGGAGCGGAACCAGCAGAUGGACCUGUGCAAGAACGGUUACGUGCCGCAGUUCAGCGGGCUGAUGCAGCCCUACGACGACAUGUACGCCGGGUACCCCUACAACAACUGGGCCACCAAAAGCCUCACCCCGGCGCCGCUCUCCACCAAGAGCUUCACCUUCUUUAACUCCAUGAGCCCCCUCUCCUCCCAGUCCAUGUUCUCGGCUCCCAGCAGCAUCCCCUCCAUGAACAUGCCCUCCGGUAUGGGCCACUCGGCCGUGCCGGGCAUGGCCAACUCCGGCCUCAACAACAUCAACAACAUCAGCGGGUCCUCGCUCAACUCGGCUAUGUCCUCCCCGGCCUGCCCCUACGGGCCACCGGGCUCGCCCUACAGCGUCUAUCGGGACACUUGCAACUCCAGCUUAGCCAGCCUCAGACUGAAAUCAAAGCAGCACUCCAGCUUCGGCUACAGCAGUUUGCAAAGCCCCGGCUCUAGUCUAAACGCCUGUCAGUACAACAGUUGACGGACUUGACACAAACCACCUCCGACAAAACAUCGCCGACAAAGC